AUGAAAUUUUCCGCUAUUUCAACUGUGUUAGCCAUCGCUUCUGUGGCUUCAGCUGCCUACGUCAACCAAACCACUCUAUCUCCAAGUAACGCGAACUACAACAAUCAAUUGCUUCAGAGUCACGAUGAUACUACCACUGUUACUUUGUUGACCACUGUGACCAUCCACAACACCACCGAUAUCCACGGUCCUUACCGUACUGAUUACCCAGGUCUUCCAGGUGCCCCAGGUGCUCCAGGCGCUCCGGGUGCUCCAGGCGCUCCUCUAACCCCAGCUGGCAACCCUGGCGGAGACGAAAAACCAACUCCUGCAAACCCAGAUCCUAAGCCAACUGCUCCAGGUAGCGGUAGCCAUCCUGACAAGGACGGAAUUGUCCACCCAGAUAAAAAAUGUAAGCCAGAAACCGUGACUGUCACCAAGUAUGAAGUCACCAGGUACAUUACCGUUAAGUUUGGUGAGGAGACCCCAGCUCCAGAUGUCCCAAUCCUCGCUCAAACCCAACAACCUGUGUUCUACGGUAACAACACCAAGGUUUAA
This is a messenger RNA of Eremothecium sinecaudum, 537 nucleotides long. Its product is annotated as HEL135Wp. The transcript has a single exon. Bases 1 to 537 code for a protein of 178 amino acids. Lineage: Eukaryota; Fungi; Ascomycota; Saccharomycetes; Saccharomycetales; Saccharomycetaceae. The record is from RefSeq and is a predicted model, not a curated record.